This is a messenger RNA of Fonsecaea multimorphosa CBS 102226, 555 nucleotides long. RefSeq lists its product as uncharacterized. The coding region runs from base 1 to 555 and encodes 184 amino acids. The transcript has 2 exons. NCBI's taxonomy places the organism in Eukaryota, Fungi, Ascomycota, Eurotiomycetes, Chaetothyriales, Herpotrichiellaceae. Gene Ontology annotation, molecular function: copper ion transmembrane transporter activity. The record is from RefSeq and is a predicted model, not a curated record. Gene Ontology annotation, cellular component: plasma membrane. Gene Ontology annotation, biological process: copper ion transmembrane transport; intracellular copper ion homeostasis.
AUGUCGUCAAUGUCGUCCUCCUCCAUGUCCAUGUCCUCCAUGUCCACCAUGCCCAUGGUAUUCACGACCUCGCACCACACCCCUCUGUACGGAAAUGGAUGGACGCCGUCCACGAGCGGCGGCUACGCCGGCACCUGCAUAUUCCUAGUCUUCCUGGCCAUCGGGCUGCGGCUGGUGUUUGCGGCCAAGGCCGUGUGCGAACAGAGAUGGGCCGCCGCGGCACAGAGACGCCGCUUCGUCCUGGUCAAGGGCAGGCCCACCGAGGCCGGGCGGAUCGACCAGGACCCGGAUGCGAAGACUGGGGCCCUCAUCACCGUCAACGGCGUCGAGGAGAACGUCAAGGUCGUCCAAGCUAGAGGCGUCUUUCCCGCCUUCCGGUUGUCGGUCGAUGUGCCUCGGGCUAUACUGACCACCAUCAUCGCCGCCAUGGCGUAUUUGCUGAUGUUGGCUGUCAUGACCAUGAACGUGGGCUAUUUCCUUUCCGUGCUUUUGGGCGUGUUCCUGGGUGAACUGGCUGUGGGCAGAUAUGCUCGGACCGACGAACACUUUCACUGA